AUGCCAAAAUAUUACUGUGAAUAUUGCGAUAUAUAUCUAACACAUAGUUCACCAGUAGGUAGAAGACAACAUAAUCAAGGUAGAAAACAUAUUAGUGCAAAAAUUGAAUAUUUUCAAAAUUUACUAAGAGAAGAAGGUAUUACACCUCAAAAUUUUUUAGGGUUUUUAGGAAAUCAAGGAUAUAAUAAUGCUUUAGCAAAUCCAAUGAUGAAUAAUUUUAUGCCUGGAAAUUAUAAUGCAUAUAUGAAAUAUAACCCUAUGAGAAAUUAUCAUCAUUCAAAUAGAAAUCCAAAUUAUCAGCAUUCUAUUGGUAUGCAUAAUAAUAAAUAUUCAAGAGCAGGCUAUGUUCCCCCUGGCUCUAAUAAAUAUCCAAACAAUCAUUUCCACAAUAAUAAGCGUAUUAAUAAUAUUCAAAAGCCUUAUAAUAAUUUUGAUAAUAAAAAUAAUAAUUAUAAUAACAAGCCAAUCACAAAUAGUUCAUAUAAAAAUGAUAAACAAGAUUAUAGAAAUAAUAAUGAGAAUAAUGAUAAUAUGAAUAGUAAUCAUUUUUCAAAUUAUCAAAUGAAUAAAGAAAAUGCAAAUUUUGUAAAUAAAAAUAAUGAGUAA
Molecule: messenger RNA, 606 nt
Organism: Plasmodium yoelii
Lineage: Eukaryota; Apicomplexa; Aconoidasida; Haemosporida; Plasmodiidae
Product: U1 small nuclear ribonucleoprotein C, putative
Exons: 1
Coding region: 1-606 (201 amino acids)
Biological process (GO): spliceosomal snRNP assembly; mRNA 5'-splice site recognition; mRNA splicing, via spliceosome
Cellular component (GO): U1 snRNP; nucleus
Molecular function (GO): pre-mRNA 5'-splice site binding; zinc ion binding
Source: RefSeq, a predicted model, not a curated record